UAUACAUUCUGGCUGCGGGCGCACUCCAAGUGAGCCUCAGCCCAUUGACGCUCAUUGAUAUAUCUCCUCCUGCUCGGACGUCUCUAACGUCUCCUGCCCCACGGUAUACAGAGAAAAAUUCUGUCACGCUCCCUCAUACCGUCAAGAAGCCAAAAUGAUCCGCUCAUCAAUCACCAUUGCCUUCGUUGCGCUGCUCGCCCUCGCAGCUGCUGCACCAGGUACGUAUUCUAUCUCAUGCUCGUUGGGUUUGGAAUCCAACUCACAACGACUAGUCCAGCCUAGGUCUGAGAUGGAAAUCACAACAUCGCCCGAGUGCGAAAAAAUCAGAAGUAAGUUAAAGCCCUUGACACUUGUUGCACGGCCACUCACACGAUCUACAGCACGUCGAAGCGAGAGGGUCAAAAAUGUAUCGGGACCAACGCCGGGCAGCGAUCAACAUGAACCUUUGGAUGACGAUCUCAUCUUCGCAUUGGGUUGCGUGUUUUAGGAUAUGAUCUGUGGAACAUCAAUAGGCAAACAUAAUUAAUACCAUUAAUGCGACUGCAACCUCUGUCUAUGUUUA
Messenger RNA from Westerdykella ornata, 562 nucleotides. RefSeq lists its product as uncharacterized. The record is from RefSeq and is a predicted model, not a curated record. The coding region runs from base 155 to 487 and encodes 110 amino acids. The transcript has a single exon. NCBI's taxonomy places the organism in Eukaryota, Fungi, Ascomycota, Dothideomycetes, Pleosporales, Sporormiaceae.